Messenger RNA from Paramuricea clavata, 1080 nucleotides. The record is from the annotation of a GenBank genome assembly. Lineage: Eukaryota; Metazoa; Cnidaria; Anthozoa; Malacalcyonacea; Plexauridae.
AUGCAAGUGAAUAGCCAAGGUCGUUCUUACAGACAAGGUGUAGGGUUGUCAAGGGACAUGAAAUCCUUGAUAAUCGACGAACUUUACCGUCGCGGUGGAGACAGAUUAACACAAUUCGUUCCUGUAGGUUCGUACACCGCUGUUUCUAACGCUAUAAAAGUAUCAUUAAAAACGGUAAAAAAAGUAUGGUUGCAGUAUUGUAAUCACUAUACAUUAGAAGGGAAAAAAUCUGGAGGGGACAGACGUAGCAAACUGAAGUCCGAAGAUCUAGAGCUUAUCGAAUUAAUGAAAAAAUAUAAGGGAUCUGUUUCACUCAAAGAAAUUUAUUCUACUAUGGAAGAACUAGGGAAUAUACAAGGAGACAUCUCGAUCUCAUCAAUAUCACGCGCAUUAAAAUCUAGAAUGGAAUCUGGCAAAACAUAUACGCGUAAGAAAAUAACCCAUGUCGCUUCACAACGGUUUGCUUAUAACAAUUUAUUGUAUACGCAAAUAUUUAUGGAUUACCUAAGCUCGAAGAAUCCAAACAGUUUAAAGUUUUUUGACGAAGCAGGUGUUAAAUAUCCAAACGUUGGCAUGCGUUUAUUUGGACAUGCACCAAAAGGAGAGCGGUGUGUUGAAGUUGUGAAAAAAUGUGAAUCGCCAAACGCAACAAUCAAUAUGAUUGUCUCAUUGAACGGCGCUGAGUAUUAUGAUAUCAUUGACGGGGCCUCAAAUACUUACGAAUUUUUAAAUUUUUUUGGAAAAGCUUCGAAUGCUGUUAAUUUACAAACGUUGCGUCCAGCUCUCGAAAUAGGCGACAUUCUAGUGAUGGACAACUUAUCGGUUCAUCAUUACGAAAGCGGGGAAGUACUCGAGGAAUACUUGCAAGAAAUGGGUGUUGAAUUGCUAUAUACUCCGGUUUUUUCUCCUGACCUAAACCCCAUUGAGCAUUCUUUCAAUAAAAUCAAGACAGUUAUGAAUUACGAACUUAAAGAAAUAACGUCGGCAAAUAUGAAAUUAUCAGCAAUGCUUGCAAUCGAAAAGAUUUCUCAUGAGGACAUGGUGGGCUUUUUCAAAAACACUUCAUAUUUAUUUCCUUGA